AUGGCGUCUCACUCCACUGUUUCUUCGUCGUCUACAGCCGCUACCACGACCGGCGCGUCAUCGGUUCCGGCAAUUUCACCGUCGCUCAAGUUCGUUAUCUCUAAUAUGAAAUUUCUUGUUCCCCAUGCGUUAAGCCCAGAAAAUUUUCCCAUCUGGAGUACGCAGAUCGCCAAGCUUUUCAAAGCAAAUGGUUUCGCCGCCUUUCUUGAAUCCAAAUCUGCGUCCGAAAAUGCAGAUCCCAAUCUUGAUCCUCAAAUCUGGUCCAUUACGGAUCAGAAUCUUGCAACCGCCAUGUGUUCUACCAUCGCUCCGUCGGUUCUUCCCUAUGUGAUUCAUCUUGAAUCCACGCACGACAUUUGGUCUACGCUUCAUACUCGGUUCCAAUCGUCCAAUCGAUCUAAAGUAAUUCAGCUUAAGCACGAGCUUCACAAUGUCUCGAUGCAGAAUCUUACUAUGACUCAGUACCUUACUGAGAUCAAGAAAAUAGUAGAUCAGAUUGCCUCGGCGGGUUCUUCGGUCGAUCCCGAAGACAUUAUCAUCUAUAUCCUGAACGGGUUACCGCCUGAAUAUCAGUCCUUCACGGAGGCAGAAUAA
Molecule: messenger RNA, 594 nt
Organism: Dendrobium catenatum
Lineage: Eukaryota; Viridiplantae; Streptophyta; Magnoliopsida; Asparagales; Orchidaceae
Exons: 1
Coding region: 1-594 (197 amino acids)
Source: RefSeq, a predicted model, not a curated record